AUGCUUCCGGAUCAAAAAAUGACAGUGAAACAGAAAAAUGAGGUGCGUAGGAAAAUCUACAGUUCGACAAAAGCCGAUAAAUUGAACUGGAGGCAAAUGAAAGACGAGAAGAAGCGAAAAACCGAGCAGAAAUUGUUGAAAGAAGUUGAAGAAGCGAAAAGAAAAAAGGAAAACGAGGUGGAUUUCAGUGAGUUUUUCAAAAGCAAAUUAGUUUGUGAGCUCAAGAAUUUGCAGCACCUCCAUUCUCGAUUUCUCUGGCUAUUCCUGGACAAUUUUUGAAUAAUGCACAAUCCAGUGAACUUCGAACUUAUAUGGCUGGACAAAUUGCACGAGCUGCUACGCUUUAUAGGGUUGAUGAAAUUGUGAUUUAUGAUGAAUCAUGUAGAAUGACACCAGAGUGAGUGGAUUUUGAUUUAAAACAGGGCUUGCGUAGCACGCCCCGUAUAAUUUUAAAUCUAAAAAUAGCCCAUAAAGACCUGAAAAAUGAAUAAAGCCUAGAAUCCAUCAAGCUCCAUAUGUUUCCAGAUCAAUCUCAAAUUAUUGGCGCGGUUCAUGGCAAGGUCAUCAAAUUCCAGCCGAGACCAAUUACGAGGGAUGUUUUUACCUGGCGAAAAUUCUGGAAUAUUUGGAAUGCCCGCAGUAUUUGAGAAAAGAUCUUUUUCCGAUUCAAAAACCGCUGAAAUAUGCAGGAUUGCUGAAUCCGCUCGAUUCUCAACAUCAUUUGAAGGCGACUGAAUUGGGAUUUAGGUGAGGCAGCUGAAAAACAUGAAUUUUGGGGAAUGUUACCGUGUUUCGUCUCAAAAUGCUCCAAAUUUUCCAGAUAUCGUGAAGGAGUUGUGCUCAAAAAGAAAUCAAAAGAAGGCCGCGGCCCAAUCUGCAACAUUGGCCUCGAAAAAGAAUUCGAAAUCGACGAAGUUUGCCCGCUUCCCCCAGGCACUCGGGUUACUGUAGAGAUCAAAAAUCUGGAAUUUGGCGCGGAGCAGAAAUUGUGGAGAGGAAGAAUUGCGAGCUCACAAGAGGUUUUGAAAGAAACUGGAAUUUAUUGGGGAUAUAAUGUGAGAUUAGUUCCGGGAUUACAAGAGGUUUUGGAGGGAAAAAAUGGAAAGAAAUAUGAUUUGAUUGCUGGAGUUUCGCAAAGAGGAAAAUUGGCUAGUCAGAUGGAUGUUUGUAUUUUGAAUAAACCGUGAGUUUUUGAAGGAUUUUGGGAUAAAAUUUUACUAAAAAUUCAUGAUUUUGGGGAUGUUUUGAGCUAAAAUUCGAGAAUUUUGAUGAAAAAUAAGCUGAAAUUCAGUAUUUUCGACGAAUUCUGAGCUAAAAUUGAUAUUUUUAUGGGUUUCAACCCAAAAUUCACAAAUUUUGAUGAAUUUUGACCCAAACAGAUCGAAAAUUCAGGAUUUUCAACUAAAAUUACAGUACUCCCGUUUUAAAGGCACAUGACCUCAUGUACACCUUGAAAACCCCUCUGUUUUUGGGAUUACUGUAUAGACUUCGCUGUGAGACCAAAAUCCAAAGAAUCCUCGUAGAAUUUGGGUUAUUUUGAGAUCAAAUUUAACUUGGUUACAGUAGAAAUUUUUAAAGGAACAUAAGCAUGUUUGGACUCAAAAAACUCGGAAUUUUCUCUAGAGUACUGUAGAUACUUCGCUGUGAGACCUAAAUUCAAAGAAUCCACGUGGAAUAACGGUAAUUUUGAGACCAAAUAUGACUGGGUUACUGUAAAGAUAUUUAAAGGAACAUAUGCAUGUUUGGACUCAAAAAACCUCUAAUAUUCUCUAGUACUGUAGAUACUUUGCUGCGAGACCAAAAUCCAAAGAAUCCACGUAGAAUUUGGGUUAUUUUGAGACCAAAUAUGACUGGAUUACUGUAGAUAUAUUUAAAGGAACAUUGCCUUAUUUGAUCUCAAAAUAUUCAGAAUUUCUCAAAUUGUGCUCUAAAUUUUCCCUGGGUUACUGUAGGGAUAUUUUAAAGGAACAUAGCCCUCUCAAUUCAUUUUUUUCCAGAAAAAUCCUUCUGGUCUUCGGCGGUGUCGCCGGCGUCGAUGCGGCUGUCGAAAGCGAAGAACUCGCGGAAUGGCGCCGCGCGGAAGACGCCUUCGAUUGCCUAAUUCGAACCACCGCUCAACCAAAUGGGUCUCGAAGCGAACGAGUCGAGGAAAAUGUGCUGGCGGUUUUGGCGCAAGUUCAAAUGAGUCUACAGGCUAUGCAUGAAUUAUAG
Caenorhabditis angaria is the source of this 2211-nucleotide messenger RNA. Lineage: Eukaryota; Metazoa; Nematoda; Chromadorea; Rhabditida; Rhabditidae. The record is from the annotation of a GenBank genome assembly.